Molecule: messenger RNA, 947 nt
Organism: Liolophura sinensis
Lineage: Eukaryota; Metazoa; Mollusca; Polyplacophora; Chitonida; Chitonidae
Product: ovoinhibitor-like
Exons: 11
Coding region: 84-947 (287 amino acids)
Biological process (GO): multicellular organism development; cell differentiation
Cellular component (GO): extracellular region
Molecular function (GO): protein binding
Source: RefSeq, a predicted model, not a curated record
ACUGAGCAAGCGGGCGGCAGUGUAUAGAAUAAACAGCGUAUCUGUAAACUGCUUAUCGGAAAACUCCAGGAAACAAAAACAUUAUGCAAGGGAAAAUGUUUUUUGAGGUGGUUCUUCUUAUAGCAGUGGCGGCCAGAUCGGGUGAGAGUGCCGCUGUCAAACCAUGUGACUUUGUGUGUCCACUCUCCCUGCUACCGGUUUGUGGUAGUGACGGAGAAACCUAUGACAGCAAAUGUGAUCUAAGGAUGGCAAACUGCAGAAGAAAGGGUCUGACUGAGGUCACAGUGGUUAACGAGGGACCCUGUGGUAAGAACUGCACACAAAAAAUGCCGUUCCGUACAAUUCGGCCAAGCCGUGUGAGUUCGUGUGUCCCCUGUCCCCUUAAUCCAGUCUGCGGUACUGACGGACAAACCUACGACAGCGAGUGUGACCUUAAGAGAUCGGCUUGUCUGCGGAAGAGCUUGGUGAAACCAACAAAGGCCUACGAUGGACCAUGUCAGUCUGCAAAGCCGUGUGAAUUCGUGUGUCCCCUUUCCCUCAGUCCGGUUUGUGGUACUGACGGACAGACCUACGACAGCGAAUGUGACCUUAAGAAAUCUGCUUGCCUGAGGAGGAGCUUAGUGAAACCAACCAAGGCUUAUGAUGGGCCAUGUCAGUCUGAAAAGCCGUGUGAGUUCGUGUGUCCCCUGUCCCUGAGUCCUGUCUGUGGUAGUGACGGACAGACCUACGACAGCGAGUGUGACCUGAGAAAAUCGUCAUGUCUGCGAAAGAGUUUGGAGAAAGUAAACAGUGGCUCACGACGGUCCAUGCGGCCAAAGAAGGCCGUGCCCCUGGGAAAGAAAAAGCCGUGCAAGUUCGCCUGCCCCCUGUCCUUGAUUCCCGUAUGCGGUACGGACGGAAGGACCUACCCUAGCGAAUGUGACCUUCGAAAGGCUGCUUGCAAGUAA